AUGAGUGAUCAAUACACGCUGUACAUCGCCACCGUUACGCUUCCAGAGUCUGUAACAGAGUUCAAGAUGUUGUUCUCAUCAUUUGCCUUGUUUUCUGUUGCAUUGCCCGUCGCGUUGGGCCGCUCGCUUAUAGAAAGACAGAACUACUAUGUCGACGUCAACACCACCAAGUACUGCACAUGGUACUAUGAUAAUGAUGGCGCCAACGACUGCACCACAGUCCUACGCCUCUGGGAUGUCACCCUUGAAGCCUUCAUGAGAUGGAACCCUUCCAUUACCGCUGGCUGCGGCAACUUCAAGACUAGCCAGUCCUACUGCAUUGAAGCCUUCGGUGAACCUCCCGUCACCACCCAGCCACUCCCUACGUUGCCAACCACCACGGCAGCCAGCUCGACUGUUAACCCUCCUACUACCACUACUACUACCAACCCCGGCAAUGGCAUUGAGACACCCCAACCCACUCAGGCUGACAUGGUGAAGAACUGCAACAAGUUCUACUUUGUCAAGACUGGUGAAGGCUGCAGCAAGAUUGCCAGCUCCAACGGCGUCAGCGUUGCCGACAUUUUUGCCUGGAACCCGUCGGUCGGCGCUGACUGCUCGGGCAUGUGGGCCGAAGUCAACAUUUGUGUCGGCAUCAUUGGUGGGCCCACUGCCGCGCCCCCGACUUCCACAGCCCCGAGCAACGGCGUAGAGACUCCCUCUCCUAUUCAGGACGGCAUGGUGACCAACUGCAACAAGUUCCACUUCGUCAAGUCGGGUGAUGGCUGUGCGUCGAUUGCCAAGACCUACAGCAUCAGCGUCUCCAACUUCAUCACCUGGAACCCGGCCGCGGGCACAGAUUGCACCGGACUAUGGCUCAACACCUAUGCCUGUGUCGCCAUCAUCGGUGGCGCACCCGCCCCUACCACCACAACCACUGCUGGUAACGGCAUCGCCACGCCGACGCCGACCCAGCCCGGUAUAGUCAGCAACUGCGACAAGUUCCAGUUCGUGGAGAAGGGCUCGACCUGCGCCACCAUCGCCAAAGCCCAUGGCAUCGCCGUCUCCCAGUUUGUCAGCUGGAACCCUUCGGUCAACAGCGACUGCUCCGGGAUGUGGGCCGAGGUCUACGUGUGCGUCUCCAUUAUCGGCCACACGCCUCCCACUACUACCACGAAGCCGGGCAACGGCGUCGCCACCCCCACCCCGAUCCAGGACGGCAUGACCACGAGCUGCAAGACAUUCCACUUCGUCCAGUCGGGCGACAACUGCGCAACCAUCGCCAAGGCGCGCGGCAUUAGCGUUGCCAACUUUGUCAAGUGGAACCCGGCUGUUGGCACCAGCUGCACCGGUCUUUGGCUCAAUACCUACGCCUGUGUUGCUGUCCUCUAA
Messenger RNA from Pseudogymnoascus verrucosus, 1371 nucleotides. RefSeq lists its product as uncharacterized. The transcript has 4 exons. NCBI's taxonomy places the organism in Eukaryota, Fungi, Ascomycota, Leotiomycetes, Thelebolales, Thelebolaceae. Bases 1 to 1371 code for a protein of 456 amino acids. The record is from RefSeq and is a predicted model, not a curated record.